AUGACUGGCAGCACCGAUCCAAACAAUGACAGGUGGUGGCCACCGUUCGACGAGGUGUGGCAGGCAGCAGCUGGCGCAGGCAACGCCAUUGCAGCCCUGGCGUCAUCCCCAUUCUCAGGCGUCGCCUGCGCACACCAAGCUGAUGUACCUUCCCCACCCGCGGGGGCAUCACGGGCAGUCCGGUCAUUCGCCACUGAGCCUCUCCCUUCUCCUCCGCCCUCAUCCACACCGCCUCUCCGACCAGCGUCGCCGGCGCCCGUUGCUCCAGCCGUACCCGGCGGAUUUGUGGGCCUCGCAGCCGCUCACCCCUACUCGACCGCGUUCCUCAUGGGAGCCAUGUUGACAGGGUCGUGUCUCGCUGGGGCGGCAGCAGCCAACUAUGGCUUUAAGCGUGGUGUGGGGCGUGUGCCGCAGAUCGCUCGCCCGGGUUCAGGUUCUGACGUGCAUCUCGCUCGUCUCGAAGAGCUGUUGCGCGAUUUGCAGAAGAACCAGAGCCAGCUGGUACUAGCCCAGCGUGCCGCCGCUGCCAAGGACGCAGCAAAGGACAAGGAAGCCGGUGCGCCCAACCAGGAUCUCGCACCCCUUAUUGCGCAGGUUGGCGAGGGCAUCUUGCCACUCGCCACACAGAUCGGCGAGCUCGACUAUAAAGUCGCGGCAGGGGCUGGGAUGCAGCGCAAGAUCCUGGCUACGCUUGAUUCUGUGCGCGAGACGCAGCGCAAUGAGCUUCUGAUUCUUCGCCAGGAGGUUCAAGACCGGCUCGUUGAGAGUGCGCGCACGCUCGAUGCCGCCAAUGAGAAACUGCGACAGAGCCAGAAAAGCAUGACAGGGGCGCUGCGCGACAGUGUCAAGGCCGACAUGAAGCAAGUUCUGCAACGCUUGGAGGAGCUCGAAGGCCGGCGUAAUGCCACCGACGUCACAGCUACCAGUCCAGCGAAGGACGUGGCCGCGGAAGCAACUCUGCAACCCAAGCUUGAGUCUGAGCCACAGCCCGAACCUUUGACCGUUAUGGACAUCAACGUUGAGGGCUCCAUCGCGCAGUUGUCAGAAGUUGCGAAAGCGUCCGAGUCGUCCGAUGAACUGGGUUCCGACGACAUUCGUGCCGCCAUCAACGCCAUGAUCGCCGAGGUCAAGGCCGCGGAGCCACAGCUUACGGAACGUCUUGGUGCUGCGUCCGCCGAGUGGAUGAUGAUCAAGGCCGUCAAAGCCGCCGAGCCAUACCUCUCGUCCGAGGGCCCUGGAAGCGCUGCGGCCAAGCUACUGCUCGCCGUCAAGGCCGCAGAGCCAUUCGCGUCGCGGCGGAUGGACGCGGCGGCGGCCGUGUGGAAAAUUGUACUCACCGUCAAGGAGGCUGAGCCACAUCUGCAGCACUCUAAGCACAUCGGUCCAGCCGAGUAUGAGAUCCUUCGCGCGAUCAAGGCUGCCGAGCCGUAUCUCGUCCAAGAUAUCGAUAUGGGUGGCGCCGCGUCCAAGUUCCUCCGCGCCGUCAAGGCUGCCGAGCCGCGCCAACCACGGUUUGGGAGUGAGAGGGCCGAGACACAGAUUCUGAAGACUGCCAAGUGGUCCGAGCCCGUGUUGAGGAAGCAUGCCGAGGUGAUGGCCGAGGGGGCCUGUGCCUCAAAGAGCCAAGACAAGCCCCUCCCAGUACAACCUGCUUCACCACCGGUAGCACCACCUGCAGCAUCAUCUGCAGCACGUGGUGCUGCAGAGCCUCAGUCUCAGAGUCCUAAGACAGCACCGCGCCGCCGCCCAUCAAACCAGCCCGUUCGCUACCUGGGCGUGAACGAAUCGGGCGAUUGGCACUUUACGCUUCUCGCCCCGCUCGAAGCAGCUGGGGACGGGAUGCAUAUCCAGUCCCGCGAGAUCAUGCUCAGCCACGAGUCACACCGCUCGUGGGCUGGCGAGCUGCUCUCCCUCUGGCACUCAUCUCACGAGUCGACGUGUUGGUCAGUCGGCCCGUUCACAACAGCACUCUUGCUCAACCCCGACGUUGACAUGGUUGUGUUAGACGGUGCGUGGUGGCGUUGUUCGAGUGAUGGCGAUGUGUACACGGUGCGCGAGAAGGUCGCCGAUGAUGCGGAUUAG
This is a messenger RNA of Cutaneotrichosporon cavernicola, 2082 nucleotides long. RefSeq lists its product as uncharacterized. The coding region runs from base 1 to 2082 and encodes 693 amino acids. Lineage: Eukaryota; Fungi; Basidiomycota; Tremellomycetes; Trichosporonales; Trichosporonaceae. The record is from RefSeq and is a predicted model, not a curated record. The transcript is spliced from 4 exons.